Anopheles darlingi is the source of this 1329-nucleotide messenger RNA. RefSeq names its product heart- and neural crest derivatives-expressed protein 2-like. Lineage: Eukaryota; Metazoa; Arthropoda; Insecta; Diptera; Culicidae. The coding region runs from base 223 to 1185 and encodes 320 amino acids. The transcript has 4 exons. The record is from RefSeq and is a predicted model, not a curated record. Gene Ontology annotation, biological process: developmental process; regulation of transcription by RNA polymerase II. Gene Ontology annotation, molecular function: DNA-binding transcription factor activity, RNA polymerase II-specific; RNA polymerase II transcription regulatory region sequence-specific DNA binding; protein dimerization activity.
UAUUUGCCCACUAGCCGCAGUGUGUGUUUGAAGGCUAAGAAGGUGGAAAACUCGUGGAAAAGGGGAAACUUAUUGGAGGGUUUUAGUAAAAUUUGUUACACAAGAAGUUGAAGUGAAGAAGUUUUAGCCAUUAAGUGGAAUAUCAACAGCAAAUCAGUGAACAGUAUUUGUACAGUUUUUGAGUAUUUGUGUGAGGGUUUUGGAAGAUCGGGAGUUUUCCAAAUGUACAACAAAAUGUCCAGCUUUGAGUCUGGUUCUUCGGAUGGCGAUCUGUGUCAGCCCGUCUGUGAUCCUGAUCCGUACUACGAAGCUAAUGGAGGUAGCUACUAUACACAACUCUAUCCAGCUGAUUCACAGAAUACAGGAACGCAGGUGAUCACAAUCAUGGAGGAGGAAGGUUACUGGGGGUCACCCUGUAGCUCGACGAACGAAUCGCAGCAGGCGGACGCUAAUCUCGGUCCAGGGCAUGCUCAUCAUCGCAGCUCGGCCGCGGUCAGUACCAUUCGCUUGCUCACCGCAACGCACCUUGCUCCGCCACCGGCAUCCUGCGGCGAUCCUUCACCCUCGUCCUGUUCAUCCUCGUCCUCGUCACCGUCCACUUCCUCGUCCGUAUCCUCGUCGGUGUACGGCCACCAGCAACGGCACCAGCUACAGUCAUCACUGAUCGGUGGCUAUCCAUGCCUACGCUCACCAGACGCUGAUGCUGAUCAGCAUCAUCCUCAUCAUCCUUCUCAUCAUCAUCAUCACCAUCAGCAGCAGCAGCAGCAGCAACAUCACCAACCACAACCCCACUCACACCAUCACCACCAUCAACCAUCACCGGUGUACGAUUGUCCGAUGGUGUACGAGAAGAACGUUAACGCCUACAUCCCCGAUGAGGGAUACUACGGUGGUGGGAAUGGUACACCGAUGCACGUCACUUCCGGUGGCGGUACGGUCGAUGCCGGGAACGACCACUACCGAUCAUCAUACGUCCCCCGCAUCAUCGUCAUCAUCGGCGGCGUCAUCCUCACCAUCGUCUGCCCUGCUCAGUUCGACCGUCGAAGCGGUCCCGGGCAAUGGCGUACCGAUCGUUCGAGUCGUCAAGCGACGCAACACGGCCAACAAAAAGGAACGACGUCGGACGCAGAGCAUCAACUCGGCCUACACCUCACUCCGGGACCGCAUUCCCAACGUACCGAAUGACACCAAGCUCUCCAAGAUCAAAACGCUACGUCUGGCCAUCUCCUACAUUGCCCAUCUGCUGGCGGUCGUAAACGGAAACCAGGAUCCAUCGUGUGACUUCCGAGCGGAGCUGGUGCCCUCUUCGCGCAAGAUCAACGCGGAACG